ACCACCUUCGCCUUCGCUCUCCCCAAUUUCAUCAUUAGCCAUGUCUUCUUGUCUCCUCCCGCCUUCACUACCCUUCGAUCCCCUCUCCCUUCUUCUCAUCUCGUAUGGAUUCUCCGCCGCUUUGCCAAUGCUGCUUUCAUACAAGAGCUACCAGUCAAACCCAAGAGAAUUUGUAAAAACGGGCUGUCAUAAAAAGCGAGAAUCUUUUUGUGUUUGGGAACACAGUCUUAGCUGUAAGGGUGAUGUGGGGUUCCUGGGGAUCCUCGCCAAUUUAUAUGACUGUAAUUGUAAUUAACCCGGGUCACAAAGGUUGUCAUUGCGGGGACGAAAGCAGGAAGGUAGCUUGCCUUUAUAUAUGAAAUACAAAGAAAGUGGUUGGAGAACUUAUGAUGGCACCUCCUGGGAAGGCUACUUCUUUCUACCGUCAAGGAAAUGCCUGGUUUUGCAAUGCAAGUUUGAAAAGUGACAUUUCCCUGGUUGUAGAUGGAGUUGAAUUCCACCUUCAUAAGUUUCCCCUUAUGUCAAAAUGUGGGAGGAUAUUUAAAGCACUUGAAGAAGCUCAAGGUACCCAUGAACAGACUUUUACAACAAGACUAGAAGAAUUCCCUGGCGGGGCUGAAAUAUUCUUGGUCAUCGUGAAAUUCUGCUAUGGCAAUCGGGUUGAGUUCACUCCAAGAAACAUUGUGAUAGUUUACUGUGGAGCAGACUACCUUGAAAUGACCGAUGAGUAUGGAGAAGACAAUUUACUCUCCAUUUCAGAUGAUUACUUUCACAAGAACAUACUAACAAACUGGAAAGAUUGCAUUUUGGCUCUUCAAACUUGUAACUCCAUGAUUCCAAGAGCCACCAAGCUCCAAAUCAUCAACAAAUGUUUAAACUCUCUUUCUGUUAUGGUCUGUACGGACCCAAGUCUGUUCGGAUGGCCCAUGAUGAUGUACGGUCAGUACGGAAGAUUACAAAGCCCAGGGGGUAGCAUAUUGUGGAACGGCAUAGACACAGGUGCAAGAAUCCAAGCCAAAGCAUCUGAUUGGUGGUAUGAUGACAUCUCUUAUCUUAGUGUACCCUUAUUCGAGCAAUUAAUUAGGACAAUGGAAACAAAAGGUAUAAAACCAGACCGCAUAGCAGGAGCUAUAAUGUACUAUUGUAAAAAGUACCUUCCUGGACUGAGCCGAUGGCAAAAUGGUAAAUCUGAUACAAUUAACAGAACUUUUGCUAGUCUCAGUUUGACACCUGUUGCAGUUGACCAAAAGGUUCUUAUUGAAAACAUGGUCAAUCUUUUACCCGAAAGGAAAGGAAAAUCCAUUUGCCUUUUCCUCUUGGGACUUUUAAGGGUUGCCUUGAUUUUAGGUACUAGCAGUUCUUGCCAGGAGACUUUGGAGAGGCGAAUAGGAAUGCAGUUGGAUUUGGCGACUCUAGAUAGUCUGUUAAUACCAUCCUAUUCGGAUUCUGAUACAUUAUAUAAUUCGGGCUGUGUUGAACGGAUGAUUCAGCAUUUCAUCUCUCUGCCAGUGGUCACAACUUCAUCUCCAUCUUGUGGAACGUCACCUUCAUCUCAACCUAUGUGUAGGGUUGCGAAGUUGAUAGACAACUACAUUGCAGAGAUUGCUUCAGAUUUGAAUUUGAAGCCUGAAAGGAUACGUGUGUUGGCAGAAGGCUUGCCAGACACAUCAAGGGCUCUUCAUGAUGGACUAUACAGAGCUGUGGAUAUAUAUUUCAAGGCUCAUCCUUGGCUCUCCGAGAAUGAAAAGGAACAACUUUGCAACAUCAUCAACUUCGGAAAACUAUCAAUCGAUGCUUGUGCGCAUGCUUCUCAAAAUGAAAGGUUGCCUCUCCGGAUAGUCCUCCAAGUUUUGUUUUUCGAGCAGUUGCACCUAAGAGCAGCCUUAGCUGGCUGCCUCCAUGUCGUAGACACAGAGAGUGCUAACCUUGGUCCCGCUGGUCGGGCUAGCGACAUGACUGUCAAUACUGUACAGAGAGACGUGUGGGUUUCAAUGAUGCGGGAAAACAAAGUUCUAAAAGAGAAUUUGGAGAGGAUGAGGUGUAGAGUUGGAGAACUUGAGGAGGAAUUUAGUAAGAUGAAGGUAGAGAUGAGAAAAGUUUCCAAGUCUUACAGUCAACUUAGUUCUCCCCGGUUCCUUGCCCGGAAGAUCGGGUCCAAGUUGCUUCCAGCCCGACCUUUGGAUGCUCAACCUGAUGCGGUUGGAAGUCCGGGACCCACCCCAAGAGCAUCGGUUGAGCAUCGGAAAUCUUCAUGGCCUCGGAGGAGCUUCUCAUUGUUUAGCAACAUUAUGUGAAAGUGCUUUGUGAGGUUGAAAAAAGAACAUUAUAAACCCCGUGCACAGUAUAUAGCUGAACUGAAUGAUACACUGCUACCCGGUCGAACUGGUCGAUCAUUCAUGGUCGAGCAGGUCUAAGAGGUAUCGAAGUCGGUUGCAUUGACCUAGUCAAAGUUUUUUUUGGGUCUAUACACUUGUAAACUUAUACAUACUUGUACACAUAACACUUGUCAUUAGUUUGUACUCUGUACUAUAUUUGUAUUGCAUAUUUUAUCUAUGUGAGCAAAUUUUUAAACCAUAAAGCUGGCGUGAAUGUUAUUCAAACCAUUGUACUCUGUGCCAAAUGGAUGAAGUGUUCGAUAUGUCUGUAAAUUACUACACUUGUAACUGGUAAUGCUAGUCAAAAUUUGAAUUGGGAAAAUGGAC
Messenger RNA from Cuscuta europaea, 2702 nucleotides. NCBI's taxonomy places the organism in Eukaryota, Viridiplantae, Streptophyta, Magnoliopsida, Solanales, Convolvulaceae. The record is from the annotation of a GenBank genome assembly.